AUGUUCGGGCAGCAAUUGUUCCUGGCAACUUACGAGUUGGUUGCGUCGUGUCCCGUAGAGUGGUUUGAGUUCAUGUCUGCAGAGGACUUGUCUAUCACCGUUCCACUCUCCGCACUGCCGCAGCAGCCGGCGUCUCCUGCCUGGGCUCACGCCCGAUUGCGGAACUGGACCAGACUGGAGCUCAUCGCCGAUCGAUCGCCGCCCACAUUUUCUCUACACAGUCGCCGUGAUGUUGGCCGUGAGGUGGGUCGUGAGGCGAGGGGGAGUGUGCCGUCGUCGACUCCGCACGCCCUACGACAUAUGAACGCGGGUUCCAACAACAAACAAGCACUCUGGAGAUACCUCCUCACCAGGAUUAGCAUAGAGAUCCUAACGUCGGCUUUCCCCGACCUGGCCACGGCCGUGGCACGGAGCGUCUUUCCUGGCUCCUGCGAGCAAGCCUGGUUCCCCACAAGAUACAACCUGCCGUCGGACUUCGUUAGGUCCCUGGACCCGGUCCAGGAUGACCUGGUCCAAGACGACCUGGUCCAGGAUAACCUGAUGGUUUACAUUCCACUACCGCCGUGGCUGUGCGGAACUCAGAGCGCGGAGCCGGCAGGCUACUUCAUUUUCAAUUUGGAGUUCCUUUACGACUAUCUCAACAGGCUGGAUACUCAUUUCGUGGAUGCCAGGGACAUCCUGCUCCCCUCGGUUCCAGUCCGCGCGGAUCCGGACGGUCGUAAGGGCCGUGGUCGUAAGGGCCGUGGUCGUGGGCCGGUCGGACUGGAAAAGCUAACUCGCGUCCUGAACGCCCGAGGUGCUGACUCCGCUCGGGAUGCUGGCCCCGCUCGUUUGUCCGACGACCGGACUGAUCGACUUCUUUGUAUCUGUAUGUCAUUUCACAACGCCCAAAAACGCGUUCUUGACAGGACCCGCACGUUCUCCCUCGACGCCGCGAAGAUCAUUUCCCGUCAGGCAGCCAACAACUCGCCCUUUACCGUACGCUCUCUAUCAACCAAACUGAGGAUCAGUCACCCGACAGAGGACCAGGCUGAGGAGCAAGACAAGGCUGAUGACCAGGAUACAGACGAGGAUGAUCAAAUGCGGUCCAUGCUGCAUACACCGAACAGUCCGGGGCAAUCGUCUGAAUCCUUUUGCACGGAUUCUUCC
Molecule: messenger RNA, 1149 nt
Organism: Gregarina niphandrodes
Lineage: Eukaryota; Apicomplexa; Conoidasida; Eugregarinorida; Gregarinidae
Exons: 1
Source: RefSeq, a predicted model, not a curated record